AGCCGCUUUGGCCCAGGCUGGCUUGGGCCACCAGAGCGCGCUUCUCGAGGUGGAAACGGAGAGGAGGAGGCGGGCUGACUCGCGCGCUGCCGCGGGCAUGGGGCAGGCGAUGGACGCCUGCAGCGCGGCGCACCCCCCGUGUGCCGCCGCCGUGCCGCGGGCGCUCUCCGCCUGCGCGAAGGGCGUGUGCGACGACUCCGACGAGGAGGGCGGCCCCCGGCCCAGGAGGCCGAGGCCGCGCAGGCAGGUGGGCUGCCGCCGGCCGCUCCUGCGGGACGCGGAGGAGGAGGAGGUCUCCCCCGACCUCCGCCGCGGCGCCACCGCGCUCAUGGUGGCCGCGCAGGCCGGGUCCCUCGAGGACGUCCGGGGCCUGCUGGACGAGGGCGCGGACGUGAACGCCCGCGACCCCGUGCUCAGGUGGUCGGCGCUGCACUGGGCCGCGCGGGAGCGCCACGCCGGAGUCUGCGCGGAGCUGCUCCGGAGCAACGCGGACAUCGCCAUCUCGGGCGUGGACGGCAAGACGCCCGUGCAGGUCGCCGCCGAGCAGGACGCGGAGUUCGCGAAGGUGCUCGAGGCGAUGGUGUGGGAGUCAGCGCCUCUGUUUCGGUACGUGCUCUGAGGAGAAGGCCAAACCAGAUUGGCACUCCCCUGCCAGUCACGCCGUCCGUCUUCGAGAGGGACCACCGGGGGGCGCCCGCAGUGCCGAUCAGAAGCGGGCCUCCGCCACAUGCGCCCUCGCAGCGCAGACUGCUGGGAGCCGGCGGCGUCAUGCUGUGUAUACAUCGUUCUGCACCCGACUACACGUAAGAGUGACCUUUCGCCGGAGUGAACUUCUGGUGCGGGUCCGAUGGGGUCCCCCGAUCGCCGAACGCGAUGCGACAGUAGCGUCUUGCGCGCUCGUUUUUGGGCCCCCCACGGCCCCCAAGAGGCCGCGCACCAGAGGUUACUCUCACCCAGGGUCACUCUUGCGCGUGGUCGAUUGACGUACCUCUGGCUCCAGGAACCGUUUUCGGCCUACUCUGGGUUUCUUAAUAAGCGUGGAGGGGUACCCCCCCGACGUGGGUCAACCUCGCCUCGUCGUCGCGCCGCGAUGGGGGUUGGACCGCCUUCGGCGCGCGGUAGCUGCCCGCGACGGGGGUCGACGUGGGGCUGUCGGCGGGGGUGACGCCCCCCCGACGCUUCUUAUGAAACUCGAGGUGCGGGGUCUCUGUCCUCCGUGUCGCCCCUUAGCUCGGGAUCGGGGAGCAACCCACUCGGCGUCCAGGCUCGCCGAGGGGUCCCUCGGAUCCGCACGCCCUCGCAGCGUCUGCCUUCUUCUCGCCAGCAGGCAUCCCUGCGAUUCGCUUGCAGCAUGUGCUCGUUGGCUGCGGCUCACGCUUGCAUCUCGGACUCGCGUCUGCCACUUGACCUGGAAGCGCUCAGCGAAGAUAUGCGGCUGCGAUGUCCAGCGCCUUGCUUGCUCGCUUUGCUUACUUACGCUGUGAAGGCGUUCUUGGAUUUUGCCUUCGGCCUGAUUCCUCCUCUUCUUCCAUUGCUUUGAUCACAGAUCUGGUGUUAGGUAGGUUGGGUAUCAUCCAGAUUUGCCCUGUUCGGUCUUGUGGGCACUGGGGGGCCGGACGGCACUCCACGGGCUGCCCGCGGCACAGUGGGCGCAGGUGCCUCCGAGCUGUGCCCAGGCGCACGAGGGCCCCCUCCCGUUUUGAGGCGGC
Prorocentrum cordatum is the source of this 1709-nucleotide messenger RNA. The record is from the annotation of a GenBank genome assembly. NCBI's taxonomy places the organism in Eukaryota, Dinophyceae, Prorocentrales, Prorocentraceae.